GAGACCGCUCUCGAGAAUGUUUUUAAGAAAGAUCAGAUGGUCGGACUUGUGGGUGUCGUCGCACGACAAGUCGAGCGACUUCUACUUGUGCGCGUGGCAGCGGGGCUCGUCGCCGUGGCCGCUGGCGUGCGUGCGGGCGGCGCUGGCGGCGGCGGGCGCGGCGGUGCUGGCGUGGUCGCUGGCGGGCGGCGGCGGCGCCGGCCCGCGCUGGCUCAUCUACCUCACCAACUGGGGGCUGCUGCUGGUGGAGGCCGCGGCGCUCGCCGGCUUGCUAGUGUCCUGCCGCGCCCUCUGCAGGAGACCCCCAGAAGAAUCGACGACGGCAUGGAUGGCGCUGUACUGGCUGCUGUUCAACGUGGCGCAGACGGUGGCGCUCGCCAUCACCGUGCUGUACUGGCUGCUGCUGUACGACCCCGAGACGACGGUGUACCCCACGGCGGAGGCGCUGGGGCGCGACGUGGCCACGCACGCGCUCAACUCGGUGCUGACGCUGGCCGAGCUGCUGGCCGCUCGCACCCCGGCGCGCGUGCUGCACGCCUGGCAGCCGCUGCUACUGGCAACAGGCUACGUCGCCUUCAGCGCCGUCUACUACGCGGCCGGCGGCACUAAUAUGUUCGGCGAGUCGUUCAUCUACCCGAUGCUGGACUGGUCGGCGCCGGCGGCGGCGGGCGGCGUGGCGGGCGCGGCGCUGGCGGGCGCGCUGGUGCUGCAUCUCCUCGUGUGUGCGCUGGCGCGCGCGCGCUCCGCCGCGGCCGCGGUGCUGCUGCGCCCGGGCACGAGCGGCCGGGACCGAGGGACGAGGCUACCGUGAGACCUGUGUAAAGGCCUAUG
Messenger RNA from Cydia fagiglandana, 831 nucleotides. RefSeq names its product protein rolling stone-like. NCBI's taxonomy places the organism in Eukaryota, Metazoa, Arthropoda, Insecta, Lepidoptera, Tortricidae. The record is from RefSeq and is a predicted model, not a curated record. The transcript is spliced from 4 exons. Gene Ontology annotation, cellular component: membrane. The coding region runs from base 17 to 811 and encodes 264 amino acids.